GCGGCUGAGAGGUGGUUCCAAAAACAUAGUCUCCUAGCUCUGCUACAAAAAGGAAAGACAAAAGGAGAAAGAGUUGUGCCCAUUGACCUGUGGCAUCUGGUAGCCUUUGAGAAAAAAUACUGGCUGCAGCUUCUAGAAGCUCUAAGUAAGUGCCUACUUCCUUCUUAAGGGUUGAGGACCCUUCUACAAAGACUUGGAUUCCUUUUACCUUACUUCAAGGUCCUGUUUCUUUCUGCCUUCCCUUCCAGGUAUUUCAAAUCCAGAUUGCCCUGGGCAUCAAUCACCUUGUUCUCCACCAUGAAGUCCUUCUUAUUCUGCUGCCUCUUUGGCACUUUCUUAGCUACAGGCAUGUGUCUCGAGUGUGAGGUUUGUUCGGGGUUGGGCUCAAAAUGUACCGGCUGGACAAGAACCUGUAAAGAUUAUGAAGACACUUGUGUUACCGUUCAAAGUGAAGUGAUGCUAGCCUCUGUGUCUCUCACUUUCACUGGAAAAACCUGUGGUGUUUCCGACACUUGUGAUCUUGACUACCUGGAGACAACUCUACAUGAUGAAAUAAGAAUGAGAUUUAAAAAAUCCUGCUGUACUGGGAGUGAAUGUCAAACUCUGCCACAUCCAGUGCUUGAAUCCCAAACCCACCAAGCCAGCCAACCCAACGGACUUCAGUGUCCUACAUGCUUUGCACCCACCUCAGUUGAAUGCAUUGAACACCUGGUUUCCUGCCGGGCAUCUGAAAACCAAUGUUUGUUUCUAAUUGGGAGGCACCAUGAUAUCUCCAGAGGGAUGUCUUUCAAAGGAUGUGUUUCUCAGAGUGUGUGCACUUUACUUAAGAAGAAGUCCUGGACACUUUAUGAGGAAUUGGAGCUGGAGGUCAAAUGCAGCCCAGCCCUCCCGCAGUCUUCCCACUGAGGUAUAACUGCACCCCAAGGCCAUCGCUCCACCUGAGUAGAACCUAGGAGCCAACAUGGCUCGUUCUGUUUGAGUCGGCUUUCAACAGAAUUCUCAUCCUUCUGGAUGGGUCAAAACGUUUCUCACAAUCAAUGUGCAAAAUUAACUGAGCCAUGGUUCAAUUCAAUAAAGCAGUAACUUUCAAAAUAA
Molecule: messenger RNA, 1095 nt
Organism: Thamnophis elegans (Western terrestrial garter snake)
Lineage: Eukaryota; Metazoa; Chordata; Lepidosauria; Squamata; Natricidae
Product: phospholipase A2 inhibitor subunit gamma B-like
Exons: 6
Coding region: 298-906 (202 amino acids)
Cellular component (GO): extracellular region
Molecular function (GO): phospholipase inhibitor activity
Source: RefSeq, a predicted model, not a curated record